CAGGGUCUUAAAGGUACUGGCAUCAAGAUUUUGGACUCAUUAAGACUUUUAAGACACAAGCCAUUUCUGAUCUUCUUGUCUGUCUGCUUUUUAUGGUCGUUUGGUGAGUCACCAGUCAUGAUCUACCUGCCGUCUUAUGCUGUUAGCCGUGGUACCAGUCAAAUACAAGCAUCAAUGCUCUAUACAGCGAUGGGUGCAGGUUCAAUUACUGGGCGCUUCUUAUCUGGUUUGACAGCAUCUGAUAGUAACAUAGGGCCUGCCAUUAUUUACUCAGGCUGCCUAGGUAUAGCUGGUUUUUUGAUUGUUCUGAGCCCUUUCAUUACAUCAACCUUCUCGCAGCAAGUGGUAUUUUCAUGUCUAGCUGGAAUCUACACAGGAUCUUUGGUGCCAUUAUCAUCCCUAAUCGUUAUUGACAUGUUGGAGAUGAGGGAACUCGGAACAGGUUUUGGAUUGAUCAGCAUGGCUCAAGGAAUGGGCAGUCUCAUGGGGCCACCACUAGCCAGUUUAUUUGUCACAACAUAUGGCUACAAGAACUUAUUUGUGUUUUCAGGUUUUUCCCUGUUGACUGGCAGCCUGCUAGCAUUGCUGAUGUCAGCAUUUAUUGAGAAUACAGAGGACAUGGAACUAGAGGAUCAACUUCAGAAGUCUAAGCUAGAGAACGAAUUGAAGAAAAUAACCAACACUGAGAGCAAUCAAGAGAAUGGGUUUCACUGUGAGGAGAAUAUCAACAAAGAGGUGAUAGAAUCCUCUAGAAUGAUGAAAGCAAAUGGAACCGUAUCUGAAAGCAGCAGAGAUAUGGCAGAUGGUCAUCAACACUAUUCUAAGGAAGAAAAAUUAGGAACAAUACUGGAAAUUUCUGGAAAAUGA
Molecule: messenger RNA, 867 nt
Organism: Candidula unifasciata
Lineage: Eukaryota; Metazoa; Mollusca; Gastropoda; Stylommatophora; Geomitridae
Source: the annotation of a GenBank genome assembly